This is a messenger RNA of Microcebus murinus (gray mouse lemur), 2587 nucleotides long. It is a transcript of the gene AKT1S1, whose product is annotated as AKT1 substrate 1. Lineage: Eukaryota; Metazoa; Chordata; Mammalia; Primates; Cheirogaleidae. Gene Ontology annotation, cellular component: cytoplasm. The record is from RefSeq and is a predicted model, not a curated record. Gene Ontology annotation, biological process: neurotrophin TRK receptor signaling pathway; negative regulation of protein kinase activity; negative regulation of TOR signaling.
ACCAAACCAGGUCGCCUUGAGGCCAUGUUAAUGCGGGGCAGUCCCAUCUCUCUGAGAGGCGCAACAGCGAGGUGCUGGAAAAGAGGAACGGACAAAAGAAAAGGUGAGAGGAACCGUCCACCACAAGAGGCGCUGAGGGACUCGGGAUAACGGGAUGAAGCCGUCAGUGCCCCCGGAAACGAAGCAGUCCCAGACGAAUUCCUGAGUCACCGUGGAGAAAAAGCGGACCGAACCGCCAUUUUGAAGCUGGGCAAACCGAAGCCAGAAUUCUGCCGUAUUGGAUCUUUGCCAGCCUUGGUGCUGAAGGAGGGAAGGUUGGAGGGAGGGAGAGCCCAUGUACAUUUUGGGCAGAUGAAGCCAGGCUGGCUGCCAUGUCGUUAACGGGAACAGAUUUCCUCCAGUUCUGCAGAAGAAGUUGAUUGUGAGUGAGGGACGUCAGGUCGCUCGCCCUAAGUUUAUUAUGGGCAUGAGCGAGCACGUGCGGACGGCCAUAUUUCUUGGGGGCAUAUCGAAAUGGUCUGGGCUUGUUUCUGCGCAAGCUGAAGCCUUUCUUUCACGAUUUCUCUUAUGGGCACCGUGUUGUCGCCGUUGCCCACUGGUUCGGAUGAAGCCCCUGUGGCCGCCAUUUUGACUUCGGGCGGCUCGGAUAAGGGAGGCGGAGUGUGCAGAGUGGAGGAGGAGGGGGACUACGCGGACGUGACGCACGGCGCCGCCAUGUCUUUUGAGGGCGGCGACGGCGCCUGGCCGGCCAUGCUGGCUACGGGCACAGAAGUGGGUCUUGCCUGGACCCCCGGGCGAGGUGGGGAGGUCUCCGAACGGCAGAGCAAGGCCCCAGACAUUCACCCCACCCUUGGCUACGGUGUGCAUGAUCGGGUUCCUCACGUCUUCGGGGCGCGGAUGGCGUCGGGGCGCCCCGAGGAGCUGUGGGAGGCCGUGGUGGGGGCCGCCGAGCGCUUCCGGGCCCGGACCGGCACGGAGCUGGUGCUGCUGACCGCCGCGCCGCCGCCCCGCCCGGGCCCCUGCGCCUAUGCGGCCCACGGCCGGGGCGCCCUGGCGGAGGCCGCCCGCCGCUGCCUCCACGACAUCGCCCUGGCCCACAGGGCCGCCGCCGCCGCCCGGCCCCCUGCGCCCCCGCCAGCACCACAGCCGCCCAGCCCUGCGCCCAGCCCGCCCCGGCCUGCCCUGGCCCGGGAGGACGACGAGGAGGACGAGGACGAGCAAACAGAGACCGAGACCUCCGGCGAGCGGCUGGGCGUCAGCGACAACGGAGGGCUCUUUGUGAUGGACGAGGAUGCCACCCUCCAAGACCUGCCACCCUUCUGUGAGUCGGACCCUGAAAGCACAGAUGACGGCAGCCUGAGCGAGGAGACCCCCGCUGGCCCCCCAAGCUACUCGGUGCCCCCGGCCUCAGCCCUGCCCACGCAGCAGUACGCCAAGUCCCUGCCCGUGUCUGUGCCCGUCUGGGCCUUCAAGGAGAAGAGGACAGAGGCGCGCUCAUCAGAUGAGGAGAACGGGCAGCCUUCCUCGCCCGACCUGGACCGCAUCGCGGCCAGCAUGCGCGCGCUGGUGCUGCGGGAGGCCGAGGACACCCAGGUCUUCGGUGACCUGCCUCGGCCACGACUCAACACUAGCGACUUCCAGAAGCUGAAGCGGAAAUACUGAGGCCUGAGGCCGGGCAGGGAGCGUCCCGGCCCUGCGUCCGCCCCGCCCCACACUACACCCCCGCCCCGCCUCCGGGGCCAGCCAAUCCGGUUCAGAUCCGGGCCAGCCUCCCCACGUCUCCCUGGCCCUGGGAUUGACCAGUCCCCGCCGCCCUUCGGGCCACGACCUCCGGCGCCGAGGAGCGGGAACUGCCCAGUCUCCCAAUUGGGUCUGUUGCCCUUUUCUCUGCCCAGCGACAGAUUCUAUUGAGAGAUUGGCUCGCUUCCCGCAUCGGGGCAGUCUAAGCCUAAAUGGGUAAAAUCCGUUGUUUUCUGCCUAGCAACAAGGGCUUUGCUCGCAUGGCAUUGGCUCCAUCCCUGAUAGAGCACAGCCAAGGCCCAGGAUUGGGUAGUGGCGCUCCACGCCACCUAGUGACUGGGCAGCUCCUUAAUUUGAUUGGCUCGAAUCCUGUAAAGGGCUUGACCAAUUUCCCUAGUGUCACCGUCCGCCCUUCCCGAGUUCUCCCACCUGAUUGGCUCCAGCCUCCUGGGGGCGUGGCCAAGCCCUCCUCUACCCAGAAUUGGCCUGCGGCCUUCAAUUUAGGUUCUUUACACUACUAGGGCUGGGGUCGUUUUUUGCCCAAGUCCUGACAACUUGUAUCCUUGGCCUCCUUAGGGAUGGCCCAAUCCUGUCCCUGCGUCUGACACCUCCUGUCAUUGGUUCCAUCCCCCCGACAGCCUGCCAAUUGAAGCCCGUCCCUGCAUCCAGGACGGUACCAGCUCCCGCCCCUUUUCCCCCAACCCCACAGGUGCCUUAAAGGGCCCUCGUCCACCCGAGGUGGGGGGCUGGGGGCCUCACUCUCCGGCCCUGGUGUGGGGGAGAGAGUGGGGGAUGGGGGAUCAGAAGUUGGGAGGGACGCUCUGAAAUUAAAGAGUUUUACCUCUGA